Salvia splendens (bonfire salvia) is the source of this 1321-nucleotide messenger RNA. RefSeq names its product GTP-binding protein At2g22870. Lineage: Eukaryota; Viridiplantae; Streptophyta; Magnoliopsida; Lamiales; Lamiaceae. The transcript is spliced from 5 exons. Gene Ontology annotation, molecular function: GTP binding. The record is from RefSeq and is a predicted model, not a curated record. Bases 65 to 1015 code for a protein of 316 amino acids.
CAUAAAACCCUCUCUCUCUCUCUCUCUGUAUCAUACAAAUUCACAGAGAGGGCGAUUCGCAGAGAUGUUUCUAACACAGCAAAUCCCUAGAAUCCAUUCACAUUUCUUCGCAUCUCCUAAAACCCCCAAAUUCUUCCUCAUCACUUCCGCUCUCUUAUCCAAUUCUAAAUCUCCAAUUCCCCUACCUCCGCCUCCGCCCCUCUCCCACUUCUCCACCCUCACUCCAACCCCCACCGCCACCGCCACGCCUGAAGACCAAGAGAGCCUGCAGCUCUCGCUCGAAUCGCUCUUCCUCCCGCCGGAGACAGACGUCUCGUCGCUCAAGGAGGCGCCGCUGACCGCCAGGAUACUCAAGGGCUCCAACAUCGUGCUCAGCAAAUUCGCCGGCCACGGCGUCGACGUCGUCAAUGCGGAAUUCGUGAAGAGCAGCGUCAAGACGGAGGAAUGCCCCGCCGACGGGGCGCCGGAGUUCGCCCUCGUCGGCCGCUCCAAUGUCGGGAAAUCGUCGCUGCUCAACUCGCUCGUCAGGAGAAAGCGACUCGCCCUCACCUCUAAGAAGCCCGGGAAAACACAAUGUAUCAACCAUUUUCGGAUCAAUGAUAGUUGGUACCUGGUGGAUUUGCCCGGUUACGGAUUUGCUGCUGCACCUCAUGAGGUUCGGACUGACUGGGCCAAAUUCACGAAAGACUACUUCCUCAACCGCCCAACCCUUGUCUCUGUAUUCCUUUUGAUUGAUGCCAGCAUUCCUGCAAAAAAGAUUGAUCUUGAGUAUGCAAGCUGGUUGGGACAAAAUGAGAUUCCUAUGACUUUGGUAUUCACCAAGUGUGACAAACGUAAAAAGAAAAAGAAUGGUGGGAAACGGCCUGAAGAAAACGUCCGAGACUUUCAGGAAUUGAUACGUGAUUUCUUCAAGUCCACCCCACCUUGGAUCAUGACCAGCAGUGUCACAAAUCAAGGUCGAGAUGAGAUCUUGCUGCACAUGUCCCAGCUCCGAAACUAUUGGCUGAAGCACUAAUUAAAUUGUAGUUCCUAAUCCUGUAGCGACUGUUCCAGACUAGACGUAUCAAAGGAUAAUGAUUUUCUUACGAAACUGAAAAAAGUUGGCUGGAAUGGAAGUUUAGUAACGGGCUUCGAAUGACAGAGGAAAGGAAGGACUCACGGUAGGCUUGCAGUUGAGCUCGAUUUUUUGGCUCACCCGGAGAUGCCAACCACCUGUAAGCAACACAUUUUUACAUGAAUAUAAUCUUGAGGUGGAUAUCGUAAUUGUAUAUUUUUGUUUAUGCUUUUCUAAAUUAGAAAUUUGAGAUUGAGUAUUGUGACA